Messenger RNA from Moneuplotes crassus, 230 nucleotides. The record is from the annotation of a GenBank genome assembly. NCBI's taxonomy places the organism in Eukaryota, Ciliophora, Spirotrichea, Euplotida, Euplotidae.
AUUGGUUCAAAGAAACUGUAAAUAUAUUAAAAUGGAAAGUAACUCACAAGUUUUGGAAAAAUCCCUUAAAAGCUCAUCAUCCAGCUCCAGUCAUAGCUCAACACAGGAUGAAGAUUACAAGCUGAAGGAGAUCAGUAAGGAAACUCUUGCUGAGCUUAGCAACUUGAAAAGGAAAUUCAGAAGUGAUAUUAAUAGGCUGAGAAAUAAAGUGCACUGUUUAGAGUAAAUCA